AUGACCCGGCUCAAAAGUAUAAAACCCCGUCCUGAAUCGGUGCCUCUCCUCUUUUCGGCGUCAUCCAACAAGACGCCUUGCUACUCCUCCUCUUCAGACGACAUUGAAAAGAUGGCCAAGACAUCCGCCGUCCCUACGACGCAGCGACGCUCCAAGCCUAUAGCAUUGCUGGGCAGUGCAGGACUGUGCCUGCUCCUCAUCUGCCUGUGCGCAUUCAGCACCAACGCCGACGCCGCUGCCAUUGCCCGCUCUCUCAUCGGCCUCGACAGCAGCUCCGCGGCCCACCUCACCCCUCGCGCCGUCAGUUCGUCGUACGCCUACCAACGCAUGAUUUCCAACAUUGGCGGCGCAUCUUCCACCGCUGGCGGCAACCAGGUGCCCAACGUCCAAACGGGAGCCGUGAUCGCCUCGCCGUCCACCGCCGGACCGAACUACUUCUACUCGUGGGUGCGCGAUGCUGCGCUCACCAUGAAGGUUGUCAUUUCGCAGCCGACGCUCGAUCGCACGCUCGUCACCAAUUACGCCAACGCCGAGAAGGUGCAUCAGCAGAAUGCGGCUGCUUCGAGCUCCAGCCUAGGCGAACCCAAGUUCAACGUCGACGGGAGCCUGUUCACUGGUCCGUGGGGGAGGCCGCAGAACGACGGGCCUGCGCUGCGCGCGUCGGCGCUCAUGGCGUUUGCUAAGCGCAUCGGACUGGGCGAUGCGUUUGUGACGAGCACGCUGUACAAGGCCGACCUGAGCGCGGGCAGCUUGAUCAAGACGGAUCUCGAGUAUGUAGCGCACCACUGGCAGGACAGCUCGUUUGACCUGUGGGAGGAGGUGCAGGGCACGCACUUUUUCACGCUCAUGGUGCAGUACCGCAGCAUGGUCGAUGGCGCCAAGUUUGCCACUGCCAUGAACGAUGCCGGCGCGGCGAGCUACUACAACCAGCAGGCAGCGGCGAUCAAGAGCAAGCUGCAGACGUUUUGGGAUUCGACCAACAACUUUGUCCAGGCGUAUCAGGGUGUCAGUGGUCGCAACGGCAUCGAUUGCUCCGUGUUGCUCGGCGCACUCAAGGGAUGGGACACGACCGACAAUGCUGCAGCGGUCGAUGCCUCCCAGUUCGGCCCUGCUUCAGACAAGCUGCUGGCAACGCACAAAAAGUACGUCGACGCCUUCCGCUCGUUGUACGCGAUCAACAACAACGCGGCUGCCCCGCAAGCGGUCGGCACAGGGCGCUACCCAUCGGACGUCUACGAUGGUGACGGAACGUCCCAGGGCAACCCGUGGUUCAUCUGCACGCUCGCAGCAGCCGAGGUGCUCAACACUGCCGUUGCCGUCGCCAACUCGCGCGGCUCGCUCGCGGUCACCUCGACCUCGCUGCCUUUCUACAAGCAGUUUUCCAGCUCGGCUGCUACGGGUACUUUUAGCUCGGGCUCGAGCCAGUACACGGCGUUGACUUCGGGAAUGAAGGCGAUGGCGAAUGGGUUUGUGGAUAUUGUGAAUUCGCACGCUUGGCAGAACGGCUCGUUGAACGAAGAGUUCAACCGCAGCAAUGGGUUCAACCAGGGCGCAAGGGAUCUCACGUGGUCGUAUGCUGCUUUUGUUUCCAACGAUCUCGCUGCCCAGGGCAAGUUCCUCGUCAAUUGA
Sporisorium graminicola is the source of this 1629-nucleotide messenger RNA. RefSeq lists its product as uncharacterized. Gene Ontology annotation, molecular function: glucan 1,4-alpha-glucosidase activity. Gene Ontology annotation, cellular component: fungal-type vacuole. The record is from RefSeq and is a predicted model, not a curated record. Lineage: Eukaryota; Fungi; Basidiomycota; Ustilaginomycetes; Ustilaginales; Ustilaginaceae. Gene Ontology annotation, biological process: polysaccharide metabolic process. Bases 1 to 1629 code for a protein of 542 amino acids. The transcript has a single exon.